This is a messenger RNA of Galeopterus variegatus (Sunda flying lemur), 1887 nucleotides long. RefSeq names its product DEP domain-containing protein 7-like. Gene Ontology annotation, biological process: intracellular signal transduction. Lineage: Eukaryota; Metazoa; Chordata; Mammalia; Dermoptera; Cynocephalidae. The record is from RefSeq and is a predicted model, not a curated record.
AUGGAGCUGGGGGAAGUUGAACCCAGCAACAACCAGGUCACCAAGCUCUCCACCACGGAAACCCGAGCUCCCGAGCCUGCGCGGGGGGCUCUCCCUACGGCAAACGACUCUGGUCCCGGGUCUCCCGUCGCCUCUCGAGGCCUCUUCGGGGGACUCGGUCCUCCCGAGAUAAGCGGUCCGGAGCUCGCCGCUCGCCUGCCCCCGCUUCGCGAGGGGCCCCAUCGCCUGGCCCGCCCGGCCCGAAGCCGGCAGGCCCGUCACCAGGCAACAGUAGCCAGCCCGGGCGGCCCUGGGAGGCCUACCGGGCGCGACUCCUUCCCUGUUCCCCCCAGGCUGGCCUCAGGAGCCCAGGCGAGAGCACCGCCGGUGAGAGAAGUCGCUCGGAGCAGGCGACCGGUCACUCACCUCUUCCCUCUCCUCUCGGGAGGGGCUGGGCAGGUGUUCGAUACCUCCGCCCCCCCUAAACACCACCUGGCUGUUCCUGCUCAGCCUCACAGCCUGGCCGCCGCCGUGGGUUUACUCCAUAGCCUCCGCUACCCCCGAGGCCGCAAAAGCUGGAGCCGGAGGAGGGAGGAGGAAGGGGGGAGGGGAGGGAAGGGACUGGGGACCAAGAGCUUGACUCCGCCCCCCCGGGAGUCAGGUGGGGGCGGGGUUGCGGGGCCGGGGGAGGAGUCGGCGCGCUAGCUUAAGGCGGUUCUCUUGGCUCCGCAGUUCCGUAGCCGGAGCAGCCAGAACGAGCUUCCCGGCUCAGCGCUGAGCGGGCCGAGUUUUGCGAUCCUUAAUGGUUGCUUCUGCCAGAAGAGGAGGACAGGAUGCUCUGGUCCUUUUCAAGCUACUCAGCUAUGGGGUGGUAUUAUUCACUCCCUUCAGACCCAAGUGGAAAUAAAAAGGAAGCAUCAUUUAUGAACAUACAAAGACUGUUUUACUAGUUCUGAUGUUGUAGAUUUAGCAUUUAGUCAUCUUAUGCAAAAUAUGUGCCUAAGUAGCAAUGACAUCUCUCAUCUUAAAGGAGUUUGUCUUUUCCAAGUUCUAAUGGAUCAUAAAGUCUUUGAACCAGUAGGAAUGAAGAUAUUCAAAAAUGAAAAGGAGCUGGAAUUUGAAGAUUCACACAAUAGUCUCUACAGGUUUCUAGGCAAUAAAUUAUCUUAUGUUUGUUGCAAAAGAAAAAAUAAUGCUGAGAAUGGGUUAAUUGAUGAAAUAAGAGCAAAAGAACCUUUAAGACCAGAAGAUGAAAUUAUUUCAAAUCCUCUAGCACAAGAGAUCAGUGAGGAAAGAACUGAGGAACUUAUUCAUACAAUGAGUGAGAAUCCUGCUUUACCUCCAGACAUUACAGUUAACAAACCUGUUCUCCAUCUUUCAAAAGAAAUUUCGGAUAUUUGGAAACAACAGAAAUUGUUACAUAUUCUUCAAUUAAUUCACCUUCUAUUCCUGGGAAAAAAAUUGGAGCUUCCAGUUAAAACACAAAAUCUUCAAUUAAGUAAAGAAGAAGAAGAUCUUGUUAUCUCUAACACUUGCCUAGACAGAGAGAUUAUUCCAAGCCUACAUCUGCCUGAGAUUGAUAACUGGCUUAAUGCAGCAAUUGAAUGCUUGGAAUGUUUCCCUGAACUUACAGUUAGUCAGCAGUUGGUGCAAAACAGAAAUGAAGAGACAAAACUAAAUAUUCAGAAGAAUAUACUCUUUGAUGUCAUACUAAAAUACUAUAAUCCAGAGAGAGAUUGCCUACUAACUGAUGAAUAUUUUGAUAUUCAUUCAGGAAUUAUUGAACUUUUAGAAAAUAAGAACAGAAGCACUGAAGCAAUACAGCUGUAUCUAAGAUUACUGUUGCCCAACAUCAAAGAAGAAUUACAAAAGACUAGUUACAUUUGUGGCUAUCACAUCAGAACCUAA